UGCAUGUCAGUCUAUGCCGUGUAAGAAUGGAGGAACGUGCACUGAUACAGACACUUCGUACACGUGCAUGUGUAACACAGGAUGGACAGGACAGAACUGUACAGGUUUUGAUGGCGAUUUCAAACACGAAUACGUGUUUAUGAUUAUGAAGAACCACCACUAUGCAUCAAAUCAAUCGUCACUGAUUUACAUGACAACAAAUACCCCAGCAACCGUAGAAAUCUCCACUUCAAACAAUCUGAAUUCCUCCCUAAAGUCCGCCAUUGACAAAACCUUUUUCUUUACCUCCCAACUUAAAAUUACCCUACCUCCUGAAAUGCAAAGCGUUUCCUUCAAGACAGAGCCAAAAGCCAUGAAAAUUCGCUCAACAGAGGCUAUAACCGUUGUCCUCUUUGACAAUAACUAUUCACAAUCCAAUGACGGUUCUCUGAUUUCCCCAGUCGUAAAACUCGGCACUCGGUAUUUGGUAGUGUCUACUGAUCCUCGAGAUGAAAUGCACCCUGUCUACGCCAGUGUAUUCGCUAUUGCUGCGUUGGAAGACGACACAUUAGUUAAGAUAAACCUGAUGGUUUAUGAUGCAGAGCAAAAUUCAAGUGCUACAGAAACCUUCGAAAUCCCCAUGAAUAAUUUAGAGACCAUACAACUGGAGCACUAUAAUGAUUUAUCGGGAAGUUUAGUCGAGUCUUCUAAACCUGUGGCAGUGUUUUCUGGAAAUAGAUGCAACAUGUUUCCAGAAUCGAUAAGAUGUAGUCAUUUGAUGGAACAAAUGUCUCCGACUACAGAAUGGGGCAGUAUGUACAUUGUACCAGCUGAUUUCAAUAGCGAUGGUUCACUUUUGAUCAUAAUGACUGAUGGGUCCUCGAGCACGACAGCGAGCAUUUUAGUGGGUUAUGACCGGCAUGAUAUUAUUCUACUUCCUAGAAUACCUUUUGAAUUCACUUUGAGGGCGAACGAAACAGCAGUCAUCUACAUCCCUCAAGCCCGUGCCUCAGUAACCAGCUUUGUAAAAGGAAAUAAGAAUAAUAGUAACUCUGGUUCUCCAUACAUGGUUAAGAUUCCGGAAGUUCCUCAGAACAAAAGCCAAUACUCCAUCCCCAUUCCUGAAGGUUACCUGACCAAUUACGUAACGAUUAUGAUCGACGAAAGUUCCAAAUCUGAUCUUCGACUGAAUGGACAAGCUAUAGAACAGACAAAGGUUCUCUUUGAAGACGCAAAUAUUCUGAAUGAUGGGCGGUUCGGAUCGAUUCUUACCGUGGAAGUUUCGCCUGGUGUAUUGAACCUAGCUACAACAUCGGGCUCUCCGUUUGGUUUGCUUGUCUUUGGUUACCGGUAUCUAGAUUCCUAUGGAUUUGCGGGAAAUUUUGUUUAAGAAUAAA
Saccostrea echinata is the source of this 1376-nucleotide messenger RNA. RefSeq names its product IgGFc-binding protein-like. The transcript is spliced from 2 exons. Bases 14 to 1369 code for a protein of 451 amino acids. Gene Ontology annotation, molecular function: calcium ion binding. The record is from RefSeq and is a predicted model, not a curated record. NCBI's taxonomy places the organism in Eukaryota, Metazoa, Mollusca, Bivalvia, Ostreida, Ostreidae.